AGUCACUAUGAGACGGCCACCGCGGUAGCACGCGGUACCUUACUCGCCUUUACGCUUUCCGCUAAACAGACACGAUUUCACCGCCCGUAAAAAGUUACGAUGGAUUAUUUUAAUGCAGUUAUAGUUAUUCCAGUGAUACAGUUCAUGUUAAAACUAAGUUUUAAGGACAAAUAUUAAGUUAUGAAGUUAAUUCAAUGCUAAAUCUGUAAUGUUUAUUUAAUCUUUGUGAUGAUGAGAGAUCCAACUUUGAGAUUUUACAUUAACAAUUGAAGAACACUACACAAUGCACGUGGUUCACAGAUAGUACAAGAAUCUGUGCCUGACACAUACCAAAAUUGGAACGUGAAGGAGUCGAGUAUGGACGACGUGGCCUAUUGCAUACCGGAGGGGCCGGUAUUCCAACGAGCUUAUGUUCGAGUCCAUGGGUACAUAGCACUGCUUAUCUGCCUCUUGGGUAGCGCAGCCAAUUCUGUAAACAUUGCCGUGCUCAGUAGAAAAGAAAUGAUCUCAUCGACGAAUUCCAUCCUGACCGGACUGGCAGUCGCCGACUUGCUCGUCAUGAUCGACUACAUUCCCCUGGCGCUCCACGUAUAUACAGAUAUAUGUGCAGAACUCAAUCGAAAUUCGUAUGCGUGGGCUGUUUAUGUAUAUUUUCACUCCAUAUUCAGCCAAACCUUUCAUACGAUAUCUAUUUGGUUGACGAUCACGCUCGCUGUCUGGAGGUUCAUAGCAAUAAAGUUCCCUCAAAAAAAUAGAACGUUAUGUAACAAGAAGAACACUAAUAUAGCUAUAGCUGUGGCGUACGCUGUGUGUCCAAUACUGUGUCUUCCUAUUUAUUUUGCUAUGAAAAUUCGAAUCAUUCCUUCAAAGCAUGGAUAUGAUAAUACAACGCUUAACGAUACAGACCUGAUUUUAAACGUCACAGAGAGUAAAGAGCCUGAGUACGCCAUAGUGAUGACUGAAAACGAAGAGCUGCUGACCGCAAUCUUCUGGAUUUACAGUGUAUUUAUAAAACUUAUCCCAUGUGUAGUGUUGUCCAUACUAAGUGUUUUGCUCAUUCUCAAAAUGAAAUCAAGUGAUCGUAGAAGACAGAAAUUAUUGAAGAAAUCAGCAAUAACAAGUAACGAGGGUGAGAAAGCUCGGUUAAACGAGGAUGGUGGGAAGCGAGGAGGCGGCGGCGGCGGUGGCCGGACGGAUCGUACCACGAGGAUGUUGGUCGCUCUACUCGGCCUCUUCCUCGCCACAGAGCUGCCUCAAGCUAUCUUCGGCCUACUCACCGCCAUAGCUCCGCAUCUCUUCACAGUCUGUUACUAUGCCUUCGGCGAGGUGAUGGACUUGAUGGCGCUGGUGGGGUCUGCAGUGAACUUCGUGCUGUACUGCAGCAUGAGCCGGCAGUUCCGCUCCACGUUCACGAGGCUGGCGCGGAAGGUGCUGCCGCUGGGCACGCAAGGCGAGCCAGUCACCGCGCUGAAGGCGUAGCGCUCCCGAAACGCGACCACUUCGGUCGCGUACCUAUGAACUAUUCACGAGGUACCAAACCUUACACGAACACACGUAAACACGGCUCAUUGAAUUCUCUCGACAAACUCUAUUACAAUCGUUUGAAUAACAAAACGAAUUACAUUAAAUUCAAGUUUGUUUUGGACUUACUAAGUGAAUGAAGUGUGGAGGCGGAUUUACUCUAUAACAAUGGAAACGAACUUUUUUAAUUUCGUAAGUAAAAGUUAAAGCGGUGCUUACUGUUCAACAUGUUUUAGUAAUUAGUUACUAGAGAUUAAAGCUACGAACCAAAUUGUUUUAAUGUUUAUAUGAACUUAGUUAUGUUUAAGCAUUGUUGUACAGUUACCAGUAAGUUUAAUGGAGGUUAUACUUAGCGUACUUUUUGUCUAAGUUAAGGAUAGAUCCGAACAUCAAAUGUGUUGGUAACCUUGUUUGGACUUAUCCAGACAGUUUGUUUAUUGUUUUAUCCGUGUUUGUUCUAAGAGAAAUGUAAGAGUAAGUAUUUGUUGUUAGUAGAUACAUUACAUGAAUUAUUGAGCUCUCAAGAACUAAGGAUAAGAGAGCUUAUAAAGGUGUAUAGGUACAUAAAUUAGUAGGUAAAAGUAAUCAAAAUUCGUAUUCACGAAAAUUUUCCAAUAUGUAGAAUUUGCAUGAAAAGCAACAUAAGUUUAUUACGUAGGAGUACUUUAACCCUCUUACUCGUGAACGUGACAUCCAUAAACCCUUUAUAAAUACAACUUGUCAAUUCUGCUGUUAGACAGGUGUGUUCGACGCCAUUUUAGAUUUAGGAACUUGAGACGUAUGGAGUCAGAGGGUUAAAUGUUUUAAAACUAGUCAUUUUAUAAUGUUAAUUGUUAUUUUGUUUAUAGAGUUACAUUUUGAUUUCAUUGUCUUGGUUUAUAAUGGUUUCAAAGGAAACAGAGACUACGUUUUAUUAAAGGUUAACACACAAAGCUAUAAAUAGGAAACUAUUUUAAUUAGUUCUACAUUGCUCAAGCUUUCCACCCUUUAGGCAUUUAACAAAGAAGUAAAAGAACCUUGCUAUUGUACUGGAAAUCUGUUAGUAACUACAUACCUUCGUUAUUUUUCUUUGUUACUUGUUUUAAUCCAACUAAAACGUUUGCUUCUAUUGUAAGACAUUUAAACGUAAAAUUGUCUUCUCAUCACUUUAAUUUUUUCAAGUACAAGAAGUUUAAAUAGAUAUUUGUAAGAAAUUUCUAGAAUGACUGGAUUUCUACAACUCAUUCACGAAAUUUUAUUCGGUAUAACAGAACAUAGUCAGAUAUAAACUUUAUUACCUAGUUUCAUGUUUAUAAAUUGUGCUAAAUUGAAGCAGACCGUUUGAACCGUGAUUUCAAUUGGAUAUGUUCUCUAUAAUAUAAUUAGUUCUGCUGUUAUUAUUUCCAACUAAUUGGUACAACGUUCAAAUACAUGAAAUGGAAUAUCGAGACCUGUGCGCUAUUCAAUAUUAGUUAAUACGAGUACAUCAAUCAUAAAUACGUUUCUAAGUAAAGCUAAAUAAAUUAUAGCGAACGUAAUUACGGAUUGUUCCAUGUUUUCUGGUCACGUCUCCGCGCCUCGGAAGCUAUAAUGAAAUAGAGCCCAAAAGUUUACGGGAUUAAUAUCAUAUUACCUCUCAGAAGUAUUCUUGGAACGCUAAAACAAUUUGGCAAAAAUGUAUUUAAAAGAAUAAACCAUGGGACAUUAGACACGAACUGAAUUAUUUAGUUGUACAAUGCUCGUGGAGUACGUACGAGUACUUGUGUUCCGAAUAACGUCUGUGAAAAUAUUUAGUAACAUACCGUGGCGCUUGGUAAAACAGCUAAACAAUGUAAACACUCAUUUCUACGAGUAAUAUUGUUUUCCGCAGACUUGAGCAAUGCUCAUACUCGUCGUAAACGUAUCUGUGCGACCGUACGGUUGAAUUAUUAACGUUACCGAAAUUCGUGUGGAAAUAACCGAGAACGUUGGCAAAACAUUUAUUUCCACAAUCAAAGCAAUGUUCAUAUCCUGUACGACAUAAGUAAGUACAAAGCCACUAUUAUAGCUGAGCCACGCAUUACAAGUUUUUUCAAAGACGGGUUUUCAUUGUAAACAGCCGAGGGCGGGGUACAUUCGACCUUCGUCCUCUUGCUAGGAUUCCAGAAUGAAUUAAUAAGGGCCCGGCUUGCUGUUUGAGUUCACGGGAAGACCCCAAAAGGUACUUUGCCGAUAUAUUGUUCGAAGUGGAUCUAAUCGAGUGCGAUCUAAAGGGUUGACCCAAUUGACUGCAAAAAAAGUUAUUUGAUGUGACCUAUCUAAUCUUGGUACAUCUUAUAUGCGGAAGUAGUUACAUUACACGGUACAUUUACUAAAGGAACAUCACAUUUUGUGUGUAUCCAAAGGCUAAUAAUAUUUAUCAAUGAAUAGGGUAUCGUAUCGUAUCGUAUUCGAAUUUUCAUUAUUAGACAAAUUGUGGGCGAAAGAUAGUUUCUAAAUUAAUAUUCAUAAGAACUUGUUACCUGAACUAAAUGUGGAUCAAACUAAGAUAAAACAGUAGUGUUCCGAACUCGGCUGAAGUUUCAUUAAUUUUAACUUGAAGUUUAUACUUGAGAGGUUUCCAACUCGCGUUCUUCUACUUCUAGGUAUUAGUAUAACGUAAACAUCAAUCGUUAAAGUAUUUAUUUUCGGGGCUUUAUUUAUGUGAAAAUAUUAUGAGCGAGUUCACUUUAUGUUUGCAAUCUCGUUUAAUGUAUCUACGUAAAAUAAUUAUGAGCACACGUUUACUUUUAUUAACUUCUAAAAUAUACCAAAAGAUUUCUAAAUAUAAGUAUUAUCUUCGGUCAAUGAAUGAACAUGAUUGUGAUGAAUAGGGUAGAGAUCCAUCAGGUAUACCUAAUGUAGAGAAGAAAAAUAUAUUCAAUGUGUUUAUUUUUGUAAAUAAUAUGUCUACUUGUCUUCACCUAAUGUAUACCUAUGUAUUGCAAUUUAUAUAUCUAUUGAACUAAGGUCAAUGUUUUCUUAGGUAGUCAAUUUCUAAUCAAAAACGUUGUACAUACUUUGUAUAUGUGAAUGAGACGUAUUAGUGAAAUAUAAUAGAGAGUAGUGUAAUCUUUGUGUAUAAGAUUUUUUACCAAACUUUAUUAAGGUGUUAACGAUUACGAGCUGUUUGUUAUUUUGUCCAAUAAUAUGUAUUGAGGGAUAAGUAAGAAAUAUCUAUUGUCUUUCUAAUAUCAUGUUUGAUUAGGCAGUGUGACAUACCUCCCUGAACGUGAAAAUGACGCAAACCGAUUCGUAUGAUCGUCGAUAAGUUUUAACAGUUCUCCCCUAGGGCAUCCGUCCCGAAUUUCGACAGUUUGCGAACCGCAUUUAAUGUAUAUUCGAUAUAUGUGUUCCACAAAUACCCGUACGAUGGAAAAUUGAGAAUCUGUAAUACAAAAUCAAUGCUUUCUGUAUAUCUAUCUAUCUAUCUACCGCUGUGGAGAACGUCACAAGAUUACUUUUUAGAAAAUUGGAUUUCUUAACUUGUCAAUAUUCAUAUCAUAAACAUUAUGAAUCGAGGCGUGAAAUUCUGAUGUUAUCUUUAGCUGAAAUGCUUUAUACAUUGACUUAUACAUCUUGGUUGGGGCUAGGGACAUAAAAACAAAAUCCAUCAAAGUUUGGAAUGUUCCCAACUUUCGCAUUAUUUAAUAUGUUGUUUGUUAUUUAUGUUUGCUUAUGUAAACAUCCUGUGGCGUUAUGUAGUUAAGGAAAUAUUUGAAAGAGGCUUUGUGACAUUAGAGAUGCGACUGUUAUUAUGAAAUGUCAAUGAUUUUGAACUUCGUCUUUAAAACGAGGUAUUGGACUUGUGCCAGAUGUCAACUGUAUCCAUGCAGAAUGUCACAGCCGAGGGAAUUAUAAAUGAUCAACAAGUUUGAUCCAAGUAACUUUGAUAUUUUCGUCUAUUUUCAUAAUAAUGGUCUAUUGUGUGGGAGUUAUGGGAAGCUUUUGUUUUAUUCUACGGGCUAACCUUUGAUAACAAUAUCAUGAUACCGAAUACAUAUCGGAUCAUUUUUAUUAUGGAGGUAUCUAGGUGGUCACUGAACCACACAUAAUUAGACAUGAUAUUUGUUGUUACCAAUUGAGUUUUUUUUUUAAAUGGAACACGUAUUAAUGCCGAGACACAUUAGACACCUAGUUUAGUGCUUAUUUUUUAUAAUUCAAAGUCAAGAUUAAUAUUAAAAUAAUUAGAUUUUGUUUAAUUUUAUGACAAUUAUAAGGACGUUUUAAAAUUGUUUUCACUGCCACAACGUGUAUACAAUUUUCAAAUAGAUUUGUCUUUGUGAACAUUUAAGCACUUGUUUUCUUUAGCUGGUGAAACGUUGUUGUAUCAGUGGUUUACUGUUAUAUGGACUACAUAAUACUACAUAUUAUUAUUUUGUAUUUAAGUAUCCGUUAGACCUUUGAUGUAAUGGUAAAGAGAUGAAUAUAAUCCUCCUAUUGGAUACUAUUGUCUAUUAAUUAAUGUCUUGACAUCCCUUUGUACCUCAUUGCUGUAGACACAGUUGUACAAAGUACCAAAGUCGUCAUUUUCUGCGCUGUUAAUCUUGGGAAAUUGUCUCCGUCAUUGAAAUGUAUUGUAGUAGGUAGGUACCAAAUUAUAUGUAAAUUUAUUAUGAAAACUGUACCGUAGCUGAUAAAAAUGCACUAAAUAUGAUGUAAUGUACCAAUAUAAGUGAUGUUGUAAAUAAAGAUGAUCAAUAUUUUUUAUUAA
This is a messenger RNA of Spodoptera frugiperda (fall armyworm), 6232 nucleotides long. It is a transcript of the gene msR, whose product is annotated as G-protein coupled receptor dmsr-1. Gene Ontology annotation, cellular component: membrane. Gene Ontology annotation, molecular function: G protein-coupled peptide receptor activity. Lineage: Eukaryota; Metazoa; Arthropoda; Insecta; Lepidoptera; Noctuidae. Gene Ontology annotation, biological process: G protein-coupled receptor signaling pathway. The record is from RefSeq and is a predicted model, not a curated record. The transcript is spliced from 4 exons. Bases 358 to 1479 code for a protein of 373 amino acids.